Argentina anserina (silverweed cinquefoil) is the source of this 2109-nucleotide messenger RNA. RefSeq names its product squamosa promoter-binding-like protein 6. Bases 265 to 1719 code for a protein of 484 amino acids. The record is from RefSeq and is a predicted model, not a curated record. Gene Ontology annotation, molecular function: DNA binding. NCBI's taxonomy places the organism in Eukaryota, Viridiplantae, Streptophyta, Magnoliopsida, Rosales, Rosaceae. The transcript has 5 exons. Gene Ontology annotation, cellular component: nucleus.
ACACUAAAUUCCUAUAGAAGGCAGGUGCUCCUGUCUCAACCCCAUCAUACCGCACCAUUUUAUACCCACUAUCCCACCUUUACACUGAAUUUGGAGCUUUAUGAAGUAAACUCUCUGUAGUUCCUUAUCCAUGUCUGAGUAAAGGUGGACUCUUGUGGGAUUUUCACUGAUGAUCAAUAGAAGUUUCUCCAGGGGUGAAGUAAAAAGUUUGGAUUGAGCUUGGGUUUAGUUGUAAUCUACUCAAGAUUAGUUCUUUUACAUUUGAUGGAGUCUUGGAGCUGUACUUCUGAAGGGAAGGGUUUUGUAACUGAUGAAACAGUUUCUCAUACUGAUUCUCUUGCUAGAACUAGAAGUGCUUUGAUGGGUUGUGAUUCGAAAAUCCCAUGUACUUGUGAAAGUCAAGGUUUUGGGGAAUUGGGUUUGCCAGAAAUGUUGGGGAGACAUUUACCAAGAAGUACAACAAGUAUGGGUUCCCUAAAUUCAUUUUUUGGGGAAGACGAAUCCUCUUCAAAGCUUUCAAGCUCUAUUGUUGAAUCCAACAGCAGGGAUUCUUCACUCUUUGAUUUAAAACUAGAUGCUUAUACUUUUAAGUCAUUGAAAGGAGCUUCAUUUUUUUCUUCAUCCGAGUCAUCUACACCUUCAAAGAGAAUGAAGGUAUCAGGAGUACACUCCCAGACUGCUCAUUGCCAGGUUCAUGGCUGCAACAAGGACCUCAGCUCCUCCAAGGACUACCACAAGAGGCAUAAAGUUUGUGAGGCUCACUCGAAGUCCUCCAAAGUCAUUGUUAAAGGCAUAGAACAAAGGUUUUGUCAGCAAUGUAGCAGGUUCCAUUUGCUGGCUGAAUUUGAUGAUGGUAAGCGCAGCUGUCGCAAACGCCUUGCCGGACACAAUGAGCGCCGGAGAAAACCUCAAGUUGGUAUUCAUUCUGGAAGAGAUGGGCGGUUGCUUCAGUCAUAUAACGGUAGCAGAUUUGCGUCUUUCGUCUGCCAGGAUAUACUCCCUAAUAGCAUUUUGGAUGCUGAGAUUUACAGAACUAGUGACUGGAGCAGGCAUAUAAAAGUCGAAGGCGGCACUCAGCAUAGCCCUUUACCAGGUGUGCCUGUAACAAAUGGGCAUACGUAUUUUAAACCAGUUAUCUCUUCUUAUGAAAUUGGCAAACAGUACCCACCAGUUCAUGUAUAUGGAACCAAUAGACAUCCUAGUGGAAGCAUACUCAGUGCGACUGGUAGUCACUAUCAACAUGAAAUGAGAAGCUUAAGUUCUGGUUCACGUUCUAUUGGUCAUGAGGGUGCUUUAGGAAGUGAAGGGUUCAAUGAUUUCCACACAACAGCAUCAACCGUGCAAGGAUUAUCACGCAUGCCAGACUCCGGUUGCGCUCUCUCUCUUCUGUCAUUCCAGUCCCAGAACUCUACAAGCUAUGCUUCAGAAAUUCCUAUUGCUCGUCCCUUGGUAAUGCCAGUCAGCCAUACACGUUACAACCUCAGCAUAGUUUCUGAUAAACGUUUCUCUCAAGGUUCCACAAGUGGGGUGUCAAAUAAAUUCCUUUCUUCAGGUCCCAUGACAAUAUCUAAUGGAAGUGAUGCUGAUGAUCUUGGAACAAAUGGGAUUUUCCCUAGAUUACAGUUUCUGAACGCCAAAGAUCGUCUGUCAUGUGGUGGAGGGACCACUGUUGACUUACUUCAACUUUCAUCAGAGCUCCAACCAGUUGAGGAUCAAUGAUAGGAGCAUAAUUUUUGAAGCAAAGAAAGAAAUAAGAGUAAAGGGAAGGAGAUUUGUGCAAUUCAUGGAAAUUUCAUGGACUCUUGACGAAUCAAGGAGAGUCCAAGCAUAGAGGCUGCGUUGGAGAUGAGUUUAUUCAGCAAAACAUGAUGACAAAGACUCCUAGUUCAAUCAGGUGUUUACCAAUGAUGAUUUCCAUUGAAGUCAAGGCAUUAGAGCCCAUCAAGGAAAUGUUUUAAAAGGCUGAGAAAGAGUUUUAAAAGGGAGCCGAGACGUCCAAGGGAAGGGGAUUCGCACACAAGAGAGAACAGCUGCACAAGAGGAAAAAAGAAGAAGAAAGCACAAAAGUCCGCAGAAGAGAUCGAUAUCUGGCAACAGAAGAUCGAUCGU